GGCAUUGUACAUUGUGCACCGCCUGUUUUAACUUGUUGCGCCUCUUCGAUAUGAUUUGUCCUGGUUCUGUAAAGUCAUCAGUCAUUUAGGUCCUUAAUAUAUGGAUGAUUCGGAAGAGGAUCCCGAUCUUCUAAACGAAGAGACAUUCGACUGUGCAGAGAUAGGUGACUGGGAGAACGAACAUGAUCAAUUUGUGCAGAAUUUUCAUAAAGUUUCCGAAGAAUCUCCAACUGCUGAUGAACUACCAAAGUUCUGGAAUGACACUGGUGGUCUUUCGUUCUUAUGGCAAACGAGUGACCUCGGUUGUGGUGUGACUGUGGAUGAUGGGGGCGAAAAAGUUGUCGAUGUUGAGGAAACACUUCAAAAGCUAGUAUUAGAUGAGACCUUUGAGGAUCCUGCUAUCCUAGAUAUAUCCAGGAAGGUUUCUUACCAACAGCUCAACGAAGACUCAUUUCAGCAUCUGAGAAACACACCUGCAUAUCCGACUGCUCCUACUGACAUACUUGAUAAGACUCGUGACAUCUGGAGCAUUGAUGGUAGUUAUGAGGUUGGAUAUGGAAGUGGCAAGAUCAGCACAGCGUCCGAUUGUAAUAUGAAGUCGAAAAACGUAAUCGAUAUACUCCGAUCAUUGAAUGUUUACCCUCCACCAUCUGUCAAGACUGUAUCUAUACCACCAGAAGCUUCUACCGAAAAUUACUUGUCACGUAAGGUAGCUACAGAAUCACAAACAAGGGAAGUCGGUACUGAGUUAUUCUCCAAAGCUUCUCAAUCUUCAAGAAACCUCCAAAAUAUUGUAACAGUUAGUCAGCACAAAUUGUAUCCUAGCCCUGUGUUUUCUUCUGGGAAUCGCGUCUGCCAGUCACAAGCAGUUCAAAAUUCUCUAUCUGUCCAUCAGAAUGGAAUACAUGCCAAUCAUUUACGCGCUAACCCCUUUUCAUUGGAUAUUUUGAAGGGACAGUUUCCCACUGAUGCCAAUGUUUUCCCCACGUUACCGGCAAUGCAGUCUGUAUUUAAAAAUCUACAUCCCUCAAAGUUGGAUUACUCACAAAUUCAUGGUUUAGCAUUUAUGCGAAAUCAGUGCAUCCUUCCACAACAACCACCUGUCGUUUCACCUGUUUCUUCAAGUCAGCACAAUCCUUUGAUGUCACCUCCGAGCGUUCGUGGAAUAAUGUUGCCAAAUGUCCAACCCAAUAGUUUUCCGCUUUCAUCAUACCUCUCACGUUUUCCUGUUCAACCAACAAAUAUUGAGUCGAAACAGUCUGUUAGUCUAUCAUCAACUGUUAUACCCUGUUCAAAACAACCAACAGGAUUCGUUGCUCCACUUGAGGAAGUGUCCAUAGAUAAAGAAAGCGACCCAAACAGUGGUAGUUGGAUGACAGACUAUGAAGCAAUUGGUGUGUUAUUGAUUCAGUUGCGUCCUUUGAUGGUAUCUAAUCCCUAUGUCCAGGAUUAUUAUUUCGCAUCUCAAUGGUUGCGACGAAUAAAUGCUAUUCAAUCUAAACAUAUUUCAAAAGUUAAAAUGAACACUACAACUUCACCAGCAACAGUGCAACUUCCUAUUCCUAUACCACUUGAAAGCUUAAGCGAUUCCAAUUCACCGUAUCAAGUAACUCUGAAACAUAAACUUGUUAUUCCUUUUCGAGCUGUGAAUCGCCAUCCUAGUUUUGACCAAAAUAUAGAUGAAAACUGUGAUAGCUUAGAAAAGAAAAGUGUAUGCUCAGAAACUCCUACUUCUGAAUCAAGUAACGCACUGGGUCGUCCAACUAGAUCCAAUGUUCAUCGGCCCCGUGUUGUAGCAGAGUUAUCACUAGCGUCCGCAAUUUCAUCUACUGCAGAAACCACUUAUCCCGUGAUACCAAUAAAUAAUCAAACAAUGAACAAAAAAGUUGAUGAUUGUGAUUAUAUUUCUACCCUUUCUGAAUCAUCUGAUGUGAAAGCUAAUCGUCGUCGUUUGCUGAUUCUCGCUCGAAUUGAACGUAUGUUUUCAAUAUUACUGAUCUUAGAUGAAGUUUCCUUAUCUCUUAAAAGAGUUGUUGUUCAAAAUGACGCACGUUCCCGACUGUUAGAUUAUCAACAAGAACUGAUUAAUCAACUAAUCAGUGGACUACUCCAGUCAUCAUCGAUAACAAGCGAAGCCACGUCUAAAGAAGAAUUCAUAUCAGUCGUUGAGAAUGGUCUGUUUUCAUUGCCAUAUAGUUUUUUCUCUAUUCAUAAAGGAAUGCGUCUAUGGUGUUUAACUCUACAUCACCUACCGACAAAAAUUCAAAUCAAUUAUUUGUCACAAUUUAUUCAUGAUUUCCUUCGACUUCGUCAGCUUUGGCCAACUACAAUAAAUGAAGCUGCUUCCAUAUUCUAUCCUCAUUUACGUGAAAUUAUAUAUCAAUUGAAACAUAUUAACGAUUUCUUGAAGUUAUGCUUUCCUGAAGCAUUAAAGAUGAAUUAUGAUUCACAGUUAACUAUUCCUAUAACUGAUAAUCUGAAAUCUCUUUUAUCGUGUAAACUUGGCUUAUCUUUGAUUUUUUGUUUGCUCGACGCAUGUGCUCGUGCCUCCAACCCCACUGAUCCAUCAGAUUUUAUUCAAUUUGGAGCGUAUUUCAGUUAUGCCAAUUCAUUGAUUGAUCGUACUUGCUUUAAUAAUGCCACUAAUGAAUGUGAUUAUGUUAUGGAGUCAUUUCCACAUUUAGCUUCGAUUCUAUUGUUGUAUAUUAAACCAUCGAAAUAUGGUCUGUUAACUAAUGAUCAUUUGAACAUAUUUUGUGAUUUAGCAACCAAAACUAUUAAAACAUCAAAUAAUGAUAUUACUAAAUAUACUACUAUUACUACUACUACUACUAAUAAUAAUAAUGAUAAUAAAAAUAUGGAUGUGAAUCAGCAACUAUCAACCGGGAUCAUUGAUUCAGCUACUGCUAACCAUGCUUCAGUUUCAUCACUAUCAUCGUCAAGUUUGACACAAUGCUGUGCUACAGUGAGUAAUUCACAUAACUCUGCCGUGAACAAUCAUCAUCAUGCUACUCAACAACAAGAUCUUAGUAUGGACAAUUCAGUACCGACUCCGAAUUCACAGAAUUCUGAAAAUGUUUUGUCAAAUAUUACGAAAAAUCCCGAUGAUCUAUCUGUGUCAGUAGUUGUUGGUUAGUAGUAAGUAGUAGUAGUAGUAAGUUUAUAUCUAAUAAAUACAAAUACAGAAUUUAGUAAGCAGGAGAAAGAGGAAAAUGCAAAAAUCCGUUUUAUUUUCAAAGAAGUUUCGUUUAUUGAUCAUUCGAACAUUGAACAAUUAAAUGGAUCAUGUGUUGUAAACACCACCGUUUUCUCAUUUGUUUUUCUUUAAAAUUUUAAGUGUAAUUCUUUUGCUCUUCCGUAAGAAAAUCACAUCACACAAUAAAGAGUGGAAAAUAACUUUGUUCAUUAUAUUCAACUAGAUAGUGCGAUUGUAUAAUUCAUUUCGACAUUUGAUCAUCGUUCUAUGACGAUACAAUUUUAUAGUGAUUCAUCAUGAGGUUUUUGUCAUUAGAAUGAAUUGUUUAACCUCAUAAAAAUGUAUUUCAUACAAUCAAAUAAAAUAUCUUUACGUUUGUUUAUCCAUUUGUUCUAAUGUAAUUUAUUAUAUACGUCUCUAUGAUAUAUAUAUAUGUUUACAGAAAUUAUUAUUAUUCUGUUAAAUUUAAACUCAACCGAUCAUGCAAUAAAUAGAUCACCUUUGGGUUCUCCUUUCCUUUUGGUAUUUCAUGAAUUCUCUUAUUCUUCUCGACCCUGAAAUGAAAUAACAGGUGUAUAAUUUAUUUUUUACCAACUUCAAUGUAUAAAACUUUACACCAUCACCGUUCUCUUUUAAUAUUUUCUUCUCUUCCACAUACUCGUGCGUCUGUUGCCUGACUUUCUUUUCAGUUUCGAUGACGCCAUUAGUAAAGUUUGCAUGUCUUUUUGUUGCUUAACACCGACAUCCCCACUGUGUAUUUUUUUCGUUUUAAUAAUUGUGAAAUAACAUUUUGAAUAAAAAGAAUGGGGAUUUUU
Molecule: messenger RNA, 4011 nt
Organism: Schistosoma intercalatum
Lineage: Eukaryota; Metazoa; Platyhelminthes; Trematoda; Strigeidida; Schistosomatidae
Source: the annotation of a GenBank genome assembly